AAUGGACCCUGUUGUGAACUAUGAUGACGAUCACUCUGAGGAAGCGAGUGUGCCCCUACAUCAGAAUGCAAAUCAGAACGCUCCACCGCAAGGGGGGCCGAAUGGUGGGCCUACCGGCUCAGCAACCUGAGUCUAGGUUCACUAUCGAUAAGCUGAAGAAGAACAAGGCUGAGGCGUUUCUCGGUGAAGAUAUUGCUGACCCCCUGGUUGCAUUUCGAUGGCUCGAGCGCGUGAGGCGUGUGUUCGAGAAUAUGAAGGUCCUGGAUAGAGAAUGGGCUGAUCUGGCGGUAAUGCUAUUACAGAGGCCAAAUACAUUGCCAAGUGAGAAACGGGAGGAGUUCAUGCAUCUUGAGAUGGGGACUUUGAGCUUGCCAGAGUAUCGCCAGAUGUUCGAUCACUUGGCGGAAUUUGGUCAGGACUUGGUGAAGACCACCAAGAGACAUUGCGACAGACCGCCAUCAGUCGCCACAGUUAUCUCCAUCGGGAACCAAAUGCCAUUUCCAUCAAAAUAUGUUUACGCUUCCAUAGUCUUCCUACUCUUCACGGUAGGCUUUUUCCGCACCCUCAGCCGCCGGCAACGGAUCCCCUCCUCCGCCGAAUCAAAUCCAGACUACGAAGAUGCCUUUCUCUCCUCUGCUUCUAACGACACCAUCGCCUCGCACCUCCGUCACCUCACCUUCCAACCGCACCUCGCCGGCACGCCGGGCUCUCUCCGGACGGCGUAUUACGUCAAGUCCCAGUUCGAGUCCCUUCAUAUCCCCACCCACCUCACCAACUACACCGUCCUGUUGUCUUACCCCUUGUCGGCCUCGCUGACGGCUCAUUUCCGCAACGGCUCCGCCGUUCCCGUCCCUCUAUCCGAGCCCGGGAUCCCGAAAAAAAGGGUGGUAAUCCCUUACCACGCUUACUCUCCCUCCGGCUCGGCUCAUGGAAGCGCUGUUUUUUUGAACUACGGGCGGGAGGAGGACUACCGUGUACUGGCGGAGCAGGGGGUGGAGAUGGAGGGCUGCGUCGGGAUUGUACGGAGAGGCGGCGGGCAGUCUAGGAACGAGGUGGUCGGGAGGGCGGCGGUGCAUGGAGUUGCGGCGGUGCUCAUGUAUACCGAGGGCGAGUUGAGGGAAGGGGUAGAGAGAGGGACGGUAUCGGGGAGCGUAGGGGAUCCACUGAGCCCGGGAUGGGCCGGAGUUGGGCCGGGCGAGAGACUCCGAUUAGAUGACCCGCGAGUAUCUGCCAAAUUCCCGAAAGUGCCAUCGAUGCCCAUAUCUAUAGGCGCCGCAAAGAUGAUACUGAGUUCGUUAAUGGGUUCCGAGUUGCCUUCUCUGUGGAAGAAGAAGCAUACUGAUCAAAAUAUCAGUAGUAGCGGCGGCAUCGAUUUUUCGAGGGUUGGGCCCGGCCCAACAAUGUUGAAUUUCUCGUACCAGGGGGAGAAAAGAAUGGGAACAAUACAUAAUGUAUUUGGUGUGAUAAGAGGGUCAGAAGAGCCCGACCGGCUUGUGCUUCUUGGGAAUCACAGAGAUGCAUGGACUUACGGGGCAGUGGACCCCAGCAGCGGCACUGCAGCUCUACUCGAAAUUGCCCGCCGCUACGCUCUUCUCAUGCAGUUGGGAUGGACACCUCGCCGCACCAUCUUACUUUGCAGUUGGGAUGCUGAAGAGUUUGGGAUGAUUGGCUCCACUGAAUGGGUUGAAGAGAACACUCUCAAUCUGGCCUCUAAAUCAGUGGCCUACCUAAAUGUGGAUUGUGCAGUUCAAGGACCUGGAUUUUAUGCCGCUGCAACUCCUCAACUUGAUGAUCUUCUUCUUGAAAUUGCUAAGAAGGUUAGAGAUCCCGAUUCUGAGGAGAUGACCAUAUAUGAGAAAUUGACAGUUACGAACCAAGUUAUGGAUAUCCAGAGACUUGGCCGAGUGGAUUCAGAUUUUGUUCCAUUUUUGCAACAUGCAGGGAUUCCUUCCAUCGAUAUCUACUAUGGUGAAGGUUUCCCAGCAUACCACACGGCAUUUGACUCUUAUAAUUGGAUGGUGAACUUUGGAGAUCCAUUGUUUCAACGGCAUGUGGCAGUGACAGGAAUAUGGGGACUUCUUGGACUUCGCCUCGCCAAUGAUGCGAUUCUACCUUUCAACUACCUCUCUUAUGCAAAAGAGCUGCUAGGAUAUACAAAUAUCUUGAAUGAUACAUUGGGGGGAAGCUUCUCGCUGCAUCCAUUAACGGAUGCUAUCCAAGAACUUGUAGGCGCCGCUACGGAAAUUCAGAAAGAAGUGAAGAAACUGAUGGAGGGUGAAGCUGUGGUGGACGAGCAUUUUAUUGUGAAGAAAAGGAUGUUAAACGAUCGGCUGAUAUUUGCAGAGAGGGGUUUCUUAGACGGAGAAGGGCUUAAAGGAAAUCAAUGGUUCAAGCAUCUUGUUUAUGGUCCGUCGUGUAAGAGCAACAAAGGGAAGCUGGAUUUCUUUCCUGGAGUUGUGAAUGCCAUGUGUGGGGGGCCGAUGAAUAAGGUAGAAGAAAGGGAUGGUGAAAUUAGGCAUGAGAUAUGGAGGGUUGCAAGGGCUAUUCAACGAGCUGCCUACGCGCUUAGAGGACAACUAACAUGAAGGUUUACCCACUCAGACACCAAGCUUUAUCGUAUUUAGAUAGUUAUUAAAUUUUAGCAUUUACUUUCCAUCAUCUCCGAUGGAGCCAAAAUUUCACCAUUUUUUGGCUUUGGGGUGUGAUGGAAUAAAUCAAAAUGGAUCUCUAAACUGUCUGCGCUUCUUUCAAAAGCUUCUUUAAUUAAUGAAAUAGCAGUUAGUCAAGCAAUGCAACUUUCGACGCUGAGCCGGGGGUCUCUUUGGAAACAGCAUCUCUACUUUCGAAUAGGGCCAAGGU
Molecule: messenger RNA, 2859 nt
Organism: Cuscuta campestris
Lineage: Eukaryota; Viridiplantae; Streptophyta; Magnoliopsida; Solanales; Convolvulaceae
Source: the annotation of a GenBank genome assembly